GUCUCGGCGGCGGUUGGGGACAGCGGGGAGGACGGUCUCGUCGGCCGCCGAUGCUCCGCCCGGGGAAGACCGCAAGUUGUGUGCGCGCCCCGGCCCGGGAGAGGAGGCGCUGCCGCCCGCCAGCCAUGGACCAUUAUCCUUGCUACAGAGGAUGGGAAGCUGAUGCCCAGUAAGACUGGAGAUUCGUUCUUUUCAUAGACACUCCCCCUCCAGAGCUGUGGACUGCCUGCCUCCUGGGUCCCUGGUGCUUUCAGACCUUCCCUCACCCCUGCCGUCUCAAAACAGUUACUUUGGGUCCUUACUGCCCUACCCGUAAGAAGAUGGCAUCCAGCCUGACGUGUACCGGGGUGAUCUGGGCUCUGCUCUCGUUUCUGUGUGCUGCCACCUCCUGCGUGGGGUUCUUUAUGCCUUACUGGCUCUGGGGAUCCCAGCUGGGCAAGCCUGUGUCCUUUGGUACGUUCCGGAGGUGCUCAUAUCCCGUACACGAUGAGAGCCGGCAGACGAUGGUGAUGGUGGAGGAAUGUGGGCGCUAUGCCUCCUUCCAGGGCAUUCCCAGUGCAGAAUGGAGGAUCUGCACCAUCGUGACAGGCCUGGGCUGUGGCCUCCUCCUCCUGGUGGCCCUCACUGCCCUCAUGGGUUGCUGUGUGUCGGAGCUCAUCUCCAGGACCGUGGGAAGAGUGGCUGGAGGAAUUCAGUUUCUGGGAGGCUUGUUGAUUGGUGCUGGCUGUGCCCUCUACCCCUUGGGCUGGGACAGCGAGGAAGUCCGACAGACCUGUGGCUACAUUUCCGGCCAGUUUGACCUGGGUAAGUGUGAAAUCGGCUGGGCCUACUACUGCACAGGGGCAGGGGCCGGCGGCGCCAUCCUGCUGUGCACAUGGCUGGCUUGUUUCUCUGGCAAGAAACAGAAGCAGUACCCAUACUGAGCUGGAGCCCCCAGGCAUCACCAGAGGAGACGCGGAGCGAAGGGGGCUUGGAGGCUGACACAUCCAGCACCUUUCGGAAGGAGGAAUCGUGGUUCUAAUCCAUGCAGUGCUAAUGAAAUGAAACCCGAUGGAAUCAUGAACAUUCUGUAAGGUGGAAGGCUUGUAAAGGAAACAGAGAGUGUGGAAUGAUCGAGAAAAAUGGACCAAAGGCUAAAAAUAUUGCAGGGGUACUAGGUGUUUCUAUUCCACAGAGUAUUGUUAAUGUAGAACGCAUACACACCCCAAACAAAUCCACGUAUGCAAACAAGCGUUCUGAUUUUUUUUUUUUUUAAGAUAAAGACUCAGAGAUUCAAUCAAAAGGGCUAGUAGAAACAGUAUCACGUUGGGAAGCAGGGUAAACCACAGACGUUCCCUGUAGGUCAUGGCACUUCUGAAAGCACACAAGAACGUAGAGACAUACCCAUCCACACACCUGUCCACGCACAAACACGUCCAUUGUCUCAGAGACUGUACAAGAGGGUUAGCGGUGCAUUACUCCUCUGUUUUCUUUUUAAUAUACACUUAAAAAUACAGUAUUAUCACUUUAUAAAGCAUACAUUAAACCUAAUAAAUGGACCAAUAAGCCACUCUAUCAGUAUUUUGUAUAUCCUGCAUAAACUCUGUAUGCCCUCCAUAUGGUUUCAGUGUUUAUGCAGACAUUUAGAAGUAAGCCUUUGUAUUUCAAUAUUAUUCAAAAAUAUGCUAUAUUUCUCUGAGGAGCUUCUGCUAUGAUAUUCUUAUGAAGUAAAGGAAGGGGCAUAUUUCUGUCCAUUUUCCAGUCAUUAGAUCUUUGUUUUCUUUAGUCCGUUAAUGAACUGUGCUGUACCACCUUUCUUUCAAUAUUCAUUUUGUAAAACACACACAAAAAAGUGCUAUUUUGUUUGUAUUUGAAAAGCUCUGUGAAUAAAUUCUCUCUUUGAUCAAUAA
Molecule: messenger RNA, 1889 nt
Organism: Hipposideros armiger (great roundleaf bat)
Lineage: Eukaryota; Metazoa; Chordata; Mammalia; Chiroptera; Hipposideridae
Gene: LHFPL6
Product: LHFPL tetraspan subfamily member 6
Exons: 4
Coding region: 321-923 (200 amino acids)
Cellular component (GO): membrane
Source: RefSeq, a predicted model, not a curated record